UGCCUGCCGGUGCGGGCGGAUCCCGGCGGGCCCGGUGACGUGUCUGCGCCACCAGCAGGCCGGCCCGGCUCUGCCGGCCUGGGUGAGAGAAGAAGAAAGGCCGCGAGGAGCAGAAGCCCGUCAGGCGGCCUCCACCUCAGGAGCUGCUCCGCUGCCGCCGCCGCCCGAAGACGCGCGUUGCCUGCGCCAUGUUCAACGUGGAGAGCCUCGAGCGGGCCGAGCUGGGCGAGAGCUUGCUCACCUGGAUCCAGACAUUCAAAGUUGAAGCACCGUGCCAGACUGUAGAAGAUUUAACCAGUGGAGUGGUGAUGGCCCAAGUACUUCAAAAAAUAGAUCCAGCGUAUUUCGAUGAAAACUGGUUAAACAGAAUCAAACCAGAAGUAGGAGACAAUUGGAGAUUGAAGACAAGCAAUCUGAAGAAAAUUUUAAAAGGAAUUUUGGAUUACAAUCAUGAGAUUUUGGGGCAGCAAAUCAAUGAUUUUACCCUUCCUGAUGUUAACUUGAUUGGGGAGCAUUCAGAUGCCGCUGAGCUUGGAAGAAUGCUUCAGCUCAUUUUGGGAUGUGCUGUAAACUGCGAGCAAAAGCAAGAAUAUAUCCAGACCAUCAUGAUGAUGGAGGAGUCUGUUCAACAUGUAGUCAUGACAGCCAUCCAAGAGUUGAUGAGUAAAGAAUCUCCAGUCUCUGCUGGAAAUGAUGCUUACGUUGAUCUUGAUCGCCAGCUGAAGAAAACUACAGAAGAAUUAAACGAUGCCUUAGCAACCAAAGAAGAAAUUGCCCAGAGAUGCCAUGAACUGGAUAUGCAGGUUGCUGCGCUGCAAGAGGAGAAAAGUAGUUUGCUUGCUGAAAAUCAGAUCUUGAUGGAACGCUUGAAUCAGUCAGAUUCCAUAGAAGACCCCAAUAGCCCAGCAGGACGUAGACACUUGCAACUACAGACGCAGUUAGAACAGCUCCAAGAAGAAACCUUCCGAUUAGAAGCAGCAAAGGACGAUUAUCGAAUUCGUUGCGAAGAGUUAGAGAAGGAAAUUGCAGAGUUGCGACAACAGAAUGAAGAAUUAACAAAUCUUGCCGAUGAAGCUCAGUCUUUGAAGGAUGAGAUGGAUGUCCUAAGGCAUUCCUCUGACAAAGUCGCCAAGUUAGAAAGCCAGGUAGAAUCCUAUAAAAAGAAACUGGAGGACCUUGGGGAUCUUCGGCGACAGGUGAAACUCCUGGAGGAGAAGAACACAAUGUACAUGCAAAACACUGUAAGCUUGGAAGAAGAGCUGAGGAAGGCUAACUCAGCCCGGAGUCAACUGGAAACGUAUAAGAGACAGGCAGUUGAAUUCCAGAAUAGAUUGUCUGAAGAAUCCAAGAAGGCAGACAAGUUAGAAUUUGAGUUCAAGAUGCUGAAAGAAAAAGUAGACAGUCUACAAAAAGAAAAAGAUCGGUUAAGGACGGAGAGAGACUCCCUAAAAGAAACGAUUGAAGAAAUUAGAUGUGUACAAGCGCAAGAGGGGCAGCUUACCACUUCAGGAUUAUUGUCAUUGGAAGGUCAGGAGUCUUCAGAUAGUUUAGCAGCGGAAAUCAUUACCCCUGAAAUCAAGGAAAAACUCAUUCGCCUUCAGCAUGAAAACAAAGUGCUGAAACUUAACCAGGAAGGGUCUGAUAAUGAAAAGAUUGCCCUGUUGCAAAGUCUCCUGGAUGAUGCCAAUCUCCGGAAGAACGAAUUGGAGACGGAAAACAGGCUUGUAAAUCAGAGACUGCUCGAAGUACAGUCUCAAGUUGAAGAACUGCAAAAAUCUUUACAGGAACAAGGUUCAAAAGCUGAAGAUGCUAUUUCUGUCAUUCUGAAGAAGAAACUUGAUGAACACCUUGAAAAGCUUCACGAAGCUAAUAACGAGCUGCAGAAACAACAUGCUAUCAUUGAAGAUCUAGAGCCUCGCUAUAACAGCAGUUCACUCAAGAUAGAAGAAUUACAAGAAACUUUACGGAAAAAAGACGAAGAAAUGAAACAAAUGGAAGAGCGGUACAAAAAAUACUUGGAAAAGGCCAAAAGCGUUAUCCGUACCUUAGACCCCAAGCAGAACCAGGGUUCAGGACCGGAGAUCCAGGCUCUGAAGAAUCAGCUACAAGAACGGGACAGGAUGUUCCAUUCUUUAGAGAAAGAAUUUGAGAAAACGAAGACUCAAAGAGAAGCGGAAGAAAAAUACAUUGUCAGUGCCUGGUACAACAUGGGAAUGACUCUUCAUAAAAAAGCAGCAGAAGACAGACUUGCUAGUACAGGUUCCGGACAGUCCUUCCUGGCUAGACAAAGGCAAGCCACCAGCACAAGAAGAGCUUAUCCAGGUCACGUCCAGCCAGCGACAGCAAGGUAGAGGAAAGCCUUGCCCUUUUGAUAGGAAGCCAUCCUGGGAUCAAGACCUGCUUCUUUUGCAAGCGACAGCAUUUCAGGAAACCCGGCCAGCAUCCUCUCUGCAUUUUUUUUUCACCCCUUGCUCCUUCGACUAACUUCUAAUUUCAGGAAGGCUUUAAAAGAAAAAAAAACCCUCUCAAAGUGUUUAAUUUUCCUCCACUCUUCUUUUUGUGUUGUUUUGCCUUCUAAUGUGCCAAAACAUCAGAGACACCUAGUGGAGUAUAAUCCUUCAGCCCCUCCUUGCGUAUGGAACUUUUCCUUCUCUUUGUCUCUGCAAACUGGGGAUGACUGGGUAGAAAAACCUAAAAGUUUCCCGUUGGAGCAAAUGUUGUUGUCCUUUCCAGGGCUGCCAUUGUAUAAAAGGGAAUUCUUCUCCCUCCUCCCCACCCCCCGGUACCCUUCUCUAAUUUGUCUGUUUUUCAAUGAUGGGGUGGAAUGGACAACAUUGCUCUGUAGAUUAAUUAUGAAAUGCAUGUGUUUCAAUGGCCUAGAUACAGGCAGAAGCUGGAACCUGGCUGCAAGGUCUCUCUGACCAGGGAGGGAGGAGGUUCAAUAAGUUUCUCUUGCACUGCUGUUAAUUCCUUUCUUCGACUUUAGUUUUAGAGAAGCAGCUUAACUCUCUUUUUUUUUUUGGCUUUCGCUUCUCACUUCCUCUUCCUGCCUCAUCAAGAGCUGAGCGAUCUGAUUAUUUCUCCAUUGGUUAAAAAGAGACACGCCCGUUUUACUGCACAGGACAACACUGUAAAACCAAGACACUCUUAAGCAUGGGGAGAACAGGCCGUCCAUAAGGUUGUUACUAUACUCCUGAAACUAUCUGGAAGUCCGAGGAAGUGGGGCUUUUGGUUCAGCAGACAGCUGCAUCCAACUGAGGCACAGUGCUUUCUGUGUUAAAUCGCCACAAGGAAAGCUAGGAAGUUGUGACCAGCCAAAGAAUGGCCCCUCUUUCUACACUGAAAUAUAUUUAAUUAGUUUUUGGUAAACUGUCUUGAAACAGCCAUCCGUUACAUAUUGUCUGUUUAGUUGAUAGGCCGGUGUAGGGCAGUUCCCCUUUUUUUUGUGCCAAAUCUUAUUGUGGACCUGGGUUAAGUUAUGGAUGCUUGCUCUCCAUCCUAGAAUAAGCAUUUUCCUUUGGAUUCCAGCUCUGCUGAGUCUUUCCAAGGGUUGAGUGAUUCCCUUUUCCUUUAAAUUAAUGUCCCUGAAAUUUGAGAUGGCUCAAUGUCGGACAUCUCCGUCUGGAUUUACUGUUAGAAUAACUUGGGAAGUCUGGUUUAACGUUUGAAUUAUUUAUGAAUGAUCUCUUUUCCAUGCCUGCUUUUCAACAAGAGAAGUUCUCGUUUCACAACCUUCCUUUAAAAAGGUCAACAUGAGUCACAGUAAGUAUUCCAGUAUAGGUUUUGCCCUUUAAAAAAGAGGCAAGAAUUACUUUGACUUGGAAGUGGGUUUUUUUAAAAAAUCACGAUUAAGUUCGAAAGGGUAUUAUUAAUUUUAUUAAUAAAAAACAACACUGCUUUUGAUUUUUUAAAAAAUCUUGUAGAUAUUGGCCCUUUGUGAUAAUAAGCAAGGUAUCUUCCCCAGUAUGCAGAAAAAUAAAAAAAAAUUCUAAGGAUAAUUCUCUUGAAGUAGCAUUUUUUUGUGCUUUAACGGAGACAGCAGAAAAAAACUGAAGUUGUGUGAGUUAAGCAAAAUUAUUUGAUGUCCAUCUUAUUUUAUAACCUGAUUGAAUGUGUUAAGCAGUAACACAUUGCAUAAGAGGCACAGCUGUUCGUCCUAAAAGAUACCACACUUGGCCAUUCUCAGAACUGACCCACAUCUAGUCAUAUAAGAUAUCCACUGUUAUCAAUUUUAACCAUUGGUAUGCUUCACUAUGCAAAACGAUAUUAAAAACCUGAGGGUUUUUUUUCUGUUUAGAAAGAAAUGAAUUAUUGUCUCCAGACCAACAUGCUAAAUAGAUAAAAUCUCAUUUUGUUCUGUUCCUGAAAGAAACUUGAAUACGACCUUUAUAAAUGGACUGACCUGUU
Molecule: messenger RNA, 4407 nt
Organism: Sphaerodactylus townsendi
Lineage: Eukaryota; Metazoa; Chordata; Lepidosauria; Squamata; Sphaerodactylidae
Gene: HOOK3
Product: hook microtubule tethering protein 3
Exons: 23
Coding region: 189-2351 (720 amino acids)
Biological process (GO): cytoskeleton-dependent intracellular transport; cytoplasmic microtubule organization
Cellular component (GO): cytoplasm; centrosome
Molecular function (GO): dynein light intermediate chain binding; microtubule binding
Source: RefSeq, a predicted model, not a curated record